Molecule: messenger RNA, 858 nt
Organism: Closterium sp. NIES-67
Lineage: Eukaryota; Viridiplantae; Streptophyta; Zygnematophyceae; Desmidiales; Closteriaceae
Source: the annotation of a GenBank genome assembly
GUGGAGGGCGAAGUCGUCACGCCAUUCCUGGAGAAACAACAUGGGAAGAUCGUCCUGCCGGCCCAAUACGCUGGAACUGCUGGCCGCGGUUCAUCUGAGGCAGGCUUAUCCGAGGGCGGUUUGCCCAACGGAGGAGGAUAACUCAGGCCUCGCCAUCCUGCCAGGGAGGAUUUGGAAUCAUUGGAGGAGUUUAAAGUGGUGGGGAAGGGCGGGAAGCUAAGUUGGGCCCUAACGUUUUUUAAGUGGGAUGGAGGUGCGGGAGGAUUCUGAGCAGGGGAGAGAAGAGAGGGAAGCGGUGGAGGUGGGAGAGGAAGAGGGGGAGGAGGAGGAAGAAAGGGUAGAGGGAGGGUGGGAAAGGGAAGCAAGGGAGGAGCAAAAAUGGGAGGAAAGGGAGGAAGGAGAGGUGGACAGGGAAGAAAGAGAGGAGGGGGAUGAAAGGGAGGAGGGGGAGGUGGAAGUGGAAGAUCGGGAUGGAGAGGAGGGAGAGGCUGAAAGGGAGGAGGGAGAGGAUGAAAGGGAGGAGGGAGAGGAUGAAAGAGAGGAGGGAGAGGAUGAAAGAGAGGAGGGAGAGGAUGAAAGUGAGGAGGGAGAGGAUGAAAGAGAGGAGGGAGAGGAUGAAAGAGAGGAAGGAGAGGAGGAUGAGGAUGAAAGAGAGGAGGGAGAGGAGGAAGAGGAUGAAGAAGUGGAGGGAGAGGAGGGAGAGGAUGAAAGAGAGGAGGGAGAGGAGGAAGAAGAUGAAAGAGAGGAGGGAGAGGAGGGAGAGGAAGAAAGAGAGGAGGGAGAGGUGGUGGAGGUGAAAGAGGAGGAGGAGGCAAGGGUACUCAAGUGGCCGCCCUGAGGGUGAUCCAGACGCUCUUG